This is a messenger RNA of Betta splendens (Siamese fighting fish), 7070 nucleotides long. It is a transcript of the gene ammecr1, whose product is annotated as AMMECR nuclear protein 1. The coding region runs from base 1181 to 2185 and encodes 334 amino acids. The transcript has 6 exons. The record is from RefSeq and is a predicted model, not a curated record. Lineage: Eukaryota; Metazoa; Chordata; Actinopteri; Anabantiformes; Osphronemidae.
CAGGUCCUUUUAUAACUUUAGGAUACUGAUACUCGCUCGCGUACGAGCGCACGCAUGCGCACGAACGCGCGCACGCUUCCACCAGACCGUCCAUUUCUUCCGAAUCGCAACUUUGAUACCCCCAGAAGCUACGCAUAACGUGCAGCGGGCGAGCGCAGCAGAUAUCGUGAAUCCGGUUCCGGCGUACCGACGACAGCGAUGCCUGUGCCCACAGACUGAUCACAGGGCUUUUACCCGAACAGCACUGAAUGGUCGUAGCUGAGAGACGGGUGCGGAGCGAGGAUACCCUAACCCCGAGGAUUUCUCACGGCUCGCGGACUCGAACGCGCGUCUGUAUGUAUCCUCAUAAACGGAUGACAACCUCCAAACAAACCUCUACUGAAAACUUUCAGCUGUGCGUUUGACGCGGGGGGAUAUUGAGAUUUUUUUUUCCCAACCAGGUCCAAGAACAGACAUCAUGCAGGUGCAAACUGUGCGCUAACGCUUCUGACAUGACUCGCUCGGCGCUGACGCGUCGCAUUGUGCCAUGCCAACCCCGCAUUGUCAGAUGCCAUUUUACCCUGCGCUACCCCGGUGUCUGGAAUUCCAACAUAGCGGGCCUGUUGUGUAAUUAGAAGUUCGCGAGGCUGUGGCAAACACGCUGGUGCAAUGAGAAGCGACGCCGUCCAGGGCAUUGUGCGCAAUUUGCGCUGAAGCCUAUGGGUCCUGCGUACUCAAGCUCCCGGCUUCCACUUGGAGAGGUGCGCUGCGGGGCUACGGCGCACUGGCUGUCGGCUUCACAUCUGGACCGCCUGGCGACUGAAAAAAAUCAUCCGCGGCCUUUUCGGACUGUGUAAACCCCGAACUUCCCUUCGAAUGGUGUCGUGUUAGGAAGAAGGGGGGAAUAUUUGGCCUGCACUUGACGUUAUCGGUGAUCCACUGGAACACCGUAGACCAAAGCUGGACUGGCUGACUACUCAAGGAAAAAAUGCUCAUCCAGCUAUGGAUUUUGCGUAGUGAAGUCACGCAUUUUUAAAGGCAUCGCUAGGGUGACAUUGCAGUCUUCUCACCACAUCGGUUAUUUCGUCGUCCGACAAAAAAAGAAAACAGUGAAAGUGGAGUAUUGCCCGUCGUACGUAUCAACGCAGUGGGAUUUCUACGUCUGGUCGGCGUCCCCCCCACCCUUCCCGCGGUGACGGUUAUGGGUCGGAAGCGGUGUGUCGGUGCAGAUUGUUCCAAGAUGGCGGCCGGGUGCUGCGGGGUGAAGAAGCAGAAACUGUCGGGAUCGCCCGGGUCGGGUGGUCCCUGCGGGGUGGGGGCGGGAAGCGGGGUGGCAGGAACCGGACAUUGUGGCUCGGAGUUGGGGAUUGGCUCCUCCGCGACCGUUGCAGCCGCAGCGAACGUGAGCAGAGCCAACGGCCUGGGGGGACCCGGGGGUAACGUUAGCGGCAGCAGUAGUAGUAGUGGUAGCAGCGGCACAAACGCUCUGUCCCCAGCCUCGGCCGGUUACACUUCAUCCGGCCUUUCCCCGAAUCUCAGUCCGGGACCCGGUUCGGGAAGUGGAGGCAGAAAAAUGGUCGUGUCAGCGGAGAUGUGCUGCUUCUGCUUUGACGUGCUUUAUUGCCAUCUGUACGGAUACCAACCUCCGAGAACACCCAGGUUUACAAAUGAUCCCUAUCCACUGUUUGUCACAUGGAAAAUAGGCAGAGACAAGCGGUUGAGGGGUUGUAUAGGUACAUUUUCUGCCAUGAAUCUGCACUCAGGACUCAGGGAGUACACCCUUACCAGUGCCCUUAAAGACAGCCGCUUCCCCCCUAUGACAAGGGAUGAGCUGCCUCGCCUCUUCUGCUCAGUGUCUCUUCUCACCAACUUUGAAGAUGUCGGUGAUUACCUUGACUGGGAGGUGGGUGUUCAUGGUAUUAGGAUAGAGUUUUUCAAUGAAAAAGGAUCAAAGCGCACAGCCACCUACCUACCGGAGGUUGCAAAGGAGCAAGGUUGGGACCACAUUCAAACCAUAGAUUCCUUACUACGAAAGGGAGGCUACAAAGCUCCCAUCACAAAUGACUUCAGGAAGACCAUUAAGUUAACCAGGUACCGUAGCGAGAAGAUGACCAUGGGUUAUGCAGAGUACAUCGCUCACCGCCAGCACCAUCACUACCAGAAUGGCAUUGGGCACCCUCUACCACCCUACAACCAUUAUUCCUGACAGCGAGCCGCAUGACCAAUCAUUGGACCUCUCGGCGGACCUUUUCCCAGGAGAGCCCGCUCCCUCCUGGUCUAGCUAUUUCUACUACUGUACAAUUUUAUGAUGAUAGUUUCCGUUGCCAUGCUGGCCGUCUCCCAGACGUUGACAUGGCAACGGGUGGCAACGAAGCAUCAUUCGAUUAUGGCAAGAAAUCCACGUUUCCUUUUCUUUGCCUGUGGUUAAGUUUUUGCAGCAUAUGUAUACCUAUAUCUAUAACCCCCUUCAAUUAUAUUUUUGAAAAUUAACAAAUAUAGAUUUUAUUAAUCACAAUAUCUUUUCAGCGAACCUAAUCAGGUGUGAUUCUGUGGAUGGAAGGAAGUCUCUUACAGUGGAUUAGUCUUGCGCUUCUAUUGUUUAGGCUUUGCUACAAUUUUACACUUACUAAGCAAAUUCUUACUUUUUCCUUCUUUUCUUUAUCUUAAUAUCCAAACAUAUAUAUAUACCAUGUAGCAAGGCAACUGCAGUUCUCAAAGGCUGUGUCGUCUCUAUUCUGACUCCUCUCAAAAUAACAAGAAUGGCUGUUGAGGUUGUUUGAGCCUUGUAGAGUCUUGUAGUGUUGUAGUUGGAAAUAUUUAUUGGGAUUGUAUUCUCCAAAGUAUAGAUAGUAGGAUUGUGAUGCUCUAUGGCCAGCAUUCGCUGGUGGUCUUUAUGGUUUGAUUUCACAAUCACGUGUGCUUGUAUUUGUAUGUGGAUAUAAACACUGGUCAGCCGGAGUAAAUCAAAAAUUGGGAUUUACAAGGACUCCCUGCAGCAAAUCUCCUCUUGAAUAUUUGUGGUGUUUUGUGGUGGAAGUAUUGAACCUUGAACUGCAUUUGUUUGGCUGGAGCUAGCGGCUCUGUUCCCUCUUUAUUUUAUUUUAUGUUUUAACAUUUUCAACCAUUUAAGGUAAUUGCGGAAGAAGCCAUUUUGUCUGAAGAUAAGCAUGUCCGAACAGGUGAUUUUACUUUUUAUGUGAAAUGGAUCGUGUUUAUUGGAGAGGAGGGGGAACCCCAAAUCACAUGAACAAAGCUUUUAGUUAAAUGUACUGUCUGUUUACUGGCAGGGAGUCACUUAAUUGGGACAUGCUCUAACUAGGUAAAGCCAUAUUCUCUUUUUAUCCAACACUCUGUGGAGGUAGCCUGUUUGGCUUGAAGUGUUUGCAUUUUGUGCCGCUGAACUGGCUAGUCUUAAACGUCUGAAUGCAAAUCACGCUGGCCUGCCUCGAGCAAGGCCGCGUCACCGAAUAUCGGCGUUUUCAGUCCUUUCUUGGAUGUCUUGUAUUGCCCGUGUCAUUGUGGAAACAUUGUCUUGCCUUUUCAGAUUGUAGCUAACCAUUGUCACUCGUCCACCAAAUAUGAUGUACUAAAAUUGUCAUUUUAAAUGAUUAUGCGCCUCCUGAGGAAGGGAUGUAAGUAACAUGUUUGUGUCAUUUAGACGUGCAUGUCAUUUUGCUCUUUAGAGUCUGAACCAGUUGUGGUAAUGCAGCUGGCUAAUGUAGUUGUUGAAACCGCACUAAAACCGUUCCUUUCUUACUCUUACGAUUGAGAUCCUGUUGAUCUGUGCCUUCACAGCACAGGAAAUGUUUUGGUUUGUGGUCCGUUUAGUCAGCUUUUUGACAGUAGGUUGGCACAAACACCCUUGAAUUAGUUAGAGCAGAAUGUCUGCAUGGGUGCUCGGCAGCUCACUGCUGACUUCAAAUCAAAACUAGGGCUUUGUAUGGACUUAAGAAGCCAUCUUCCACCCAGAUAUUAGCUGCGAGCCACAUCCACACCGGGCCGGUCAGUUGUUCUCUCCUGAAUGUUUGAGUUGUCGAUCUGCCAAUUUGGAUUCGGUUAUAGUUUUGCUAACUGGAUUUUUUGAGAGGUUCUUGUUACUUGACCAACAUCGUUCUUCGUAACAGCCUUUACUAACUGACAGGUUAUUUUAAUUUAUGCAAAAUGUCAAGGGCUUUUGGCACUCCAUCCACAGUAACCCGAAAUGACCCAGAUUUCAGUUGUGUUGCCUUAAAUGAACGAUUUGAUAAAUAAUGGCCCAGCAGGUGAUUCUGUGAGUGUUUCUCUUUCCCAUGGUUUACUCCUGUCCCAGCACCAUCUUAACAUCAAAGUGUAGGGCUGGGCUCCAUUGACAUUUUCCUCACAUGAAUAUCAUUGCAAGUUUGUUCUAAGCUAUACAGAGACUCUUCCUGCAGUCUCGAGUUUAAGCUUGUGUUGUCCAACUGUAAGUCGUCUCUGCUUUCAUCUUCAUAACCCACACUUUGUAAACACAUUUUCUUAUAUAGUGUUGGGCUCUGUGGUGUCAUCACCCUAAACGUUUAAACCAUGGGAACACAGUGUCAUUCCUCUAGGAAAAUGUAUGCUUUUCGUUAAAAAAAUGCACUACACACUACAUAGAGUUUUUAAAGAGGAACAGUCAUGCAUUCAUUUCCUGGUCCAUUUAAUACAGCACAACCUGAAUUUUUCUGCUGCAAAACCAAAUUGACCAUGCUCUUUUACAUGUCUUUGUAUUAACAUGCAAUGCAGUUUGUUGCAUGUAUGUCUGAGUAUGAGACCUAUGGUUUUAUCCAUGAUAUGCUUGAUCUAUGGCUUAGACACUCUUAUUAACCAUUAAGAGAUUUAAAAGACAAAUAUGGUGCUAUCGGACCUCAUAUUGGGGUGGUCACAAUUCGUGACUGGUCAUGCGGACUCAUUGAUCAUAUCAUACUUAAAAUGCUACAUGUAGGGUUUUCUCUUCUGCUACAUUGCUGUAAAAUGAGUAAUGGCGGCACAUUUAAAAACUGAAGGAUGACUAUUACUGAAACAACAGUAGCCCCAAGAAUCUCUGCUUUCAUUAUAGCAAGUAUAGCGAAGGUGAUUUUGGGAUCAGUUCCCUAUGGGAAAAACCUAAUCUUUCACAGAAAAAGAAGGAAAGGUCCCAGCAGCAACUUGUCAUUGGGGCUAUGGAAUGUACUGUUAAUGGCCGUCAUAACAAUUUAGCAGUAUUGGUAAGGGAAAAUCCUACAUGUUGGCUUUACUAUCCUUGAUAUAUGCAGAUCUGUUCAACAGGUGUUUUUUUGUUUUCCUACCAGUGCAAGUCAACACCCCUGCAGGUUUGAAAGGACAAGAAGUCACACAUUAACCUCCGUUCCCUCAAUCUACUCCUACACUGUGGCCCAACCUCAUGGCCUAGUUUGUUAAGGUGUGAUAUGUGUCGCUUGGUAGACGAUGGCAAUAGGAGUACUUGCAGUAGGGAUUGUUGCCUCUCCCGGAAGAUCGGAUGCUGCUGUUUUCAAAGCACAUCCUCCAUUUUCCUUCUAGCUGCUGAAUAGUUUGACCUCCUCCGUGAAGGCAGGGUUGGAUCUGUGGACUAGCGUAAGGCUUCGGCUGUGGAGGGCUUCACUGCCUCACUCAAACUAUGCUGAAAGUAAGCAUCUCCUGUGAUGGGACGCAGAGUUAAUGUUUUACGUAGAAUACGCAGAGUGUAGUCCUGCUUCUGUACUGAUGAAAUGUUUAAAGCAUUGAUACCUCAUGUGAAAUUAUGGAACAGCAUUAGUAGUUUGUUGUAGCAGAUUGUUGUUUGGUUCCAUACCAGGGUUAGAGUUCAGCCUCAGCAUUCCUUCCGUGGUCAUUCUCCUAUUUCGUGGAAUGCUCAAGCUCAUGUUACCUUCGUAUGUUUGACUGAACCAAAGAUGCCAGCGGCCAUGCCCAAAUGCUGCUCUUCAGGCCUGGCUUCCUGUCCUUCCAAAAAACACCCCUGCAAUUGACAAGUUUUUUUUUUUUCUUUUUUGUGCGAUUUCUCAACUGUCUAGACUUUUUAAGCAACCCAAUUUUUCAAUGAAUUUUCAUUGAGUCUAUCUCUGAAGCUGUACGAGGCUUCAAGGAUGGUAAAAAAAUGGUUGCAUAUUGUUGUUACUUGUUUUGUUUAUUAUUGUUAUUAUUAUUAUUAGAAUUAUUAUUGUUGCUAUAAUUUACAAAAAUGAAAAUCCCAUGGUGUGCCUCCUAGCUUUAUGGGUUUAUAAAAUUUCUUUUCCCUAAAGACCAGCAGUUAUACUUUGUAUAAAAGAUGGAUUUUCCUUAUUUUUUAUGCCAUUAAAGAUGAAAAAGCCUGUUUUCUUUACUCUGGACCCAGUAGCUGCACUGGUAUACAAUCGCACUGAUGAAAGAAUUAAAAAAAGAGAAUAAGUGAAUCAAUAAUAAUAAUAAUGACAAAUGAAAUAAGAACUACAAUAAAGUUGUGUUUGAAAUGUUUAUUAAAAAAGUAAAAAACAAAUAAAAAAAGAAAAUGACUGUUUUUGUACAUCAAAAUAAAUUCUUUUCAGAAGAAUAUUUUGGAUCUAGUUUCAAAAUUAUUUUAGUGGUUUUCUAUGUUCUGAAUUUUUGAGACACUGACUUCUAAGAUGUGUCACUGUACAAAGAGACAUUUCUGUUGCAGUGGCCUGAUGGGCUGGGAGGGUUACCUGGUGUAACUCCUCAUACCAACUUUUAUUUCUUUUCUCUUUAAUUUUUUUAUCUUUUGUUUUUCUCUGCUUUACUAAUUUAAAAAAUGUUGAUGGAAUAAUAUGAAGUGGGAACUUCAGAUUCACCCCCUGUAGAACUAGACCCCCUCCUCCUUUCCUAUUGAAUUGCUGUUAGUGUGACAAGACUUGAAACGGGCAUUUAUUACGAUAGUAUGACUCAAAUGGGGGGGACCCACAAAAAUAAAAGAACACAAAAACAUAGAAAAUAAUAAAAGAAUUUUGGAAAAAAAAAAACUGCAAACAAAAUGUGGGAAGGGUUGAAAAAAUAUAUAGAUGGGUUAUCUGAGUAUGUAAGCAAUGGCUGUGAUGAUAAUGUAGUUUUAAACAUUGUUAUUACCUUUUAAAUCAUUUAUUCAAUAAAAAAUACAAAAUCAA